AUGAUAAAAAGGGAACGGUCCUACUACAAAUAUGUUGUCGGAGACUUUAACGCAGUCAUCCAUGAGGAAAUGCCAGCGACAGCGCGCAUUGGGCACGGAACCGGAGAAACAAACGAGAACGGCGAACGUUUGAUGGACCUCUUAGAGCAAUGCAAUCUCUUUCACGGAAACAGCUUCUUCACGAAAAAAGAGGAUCGGCGAUGGACGUGGGAGAGUCCGAAUGCCACGACUCACAGCGAAAUCGACCACGUUCUCACUAACAGGAAGUGGAGUCUGCUCGACGUCAGCGUGGUGGAUGCAUUCCGCACUGGGAGCGACCAUAGGCUGGUCAGAGCAAAAAUUCGUCUCCGAGCGAGAAUCCGAAGACGCGACUUCUUCCGACCUCCUCCCAUACGGCUGCCACAUUACGACACAAACGUCAUGGAGGCGGCCGCCGCUCACUACACGUGGCAGGAGGCGCAAGACUUGUCGCAAGACUAUACCAUGCUCAUAGAAGGACUUCGACAUUGCGCUAUGGCAUCGGCUAUCCCAACAAGGACGGAUUCGAAUGGCAGGAUGACGAUUUCUUGA
This is a messenger RNA of Cooperia oncophora, 570 nucleotides long. NCBI's taxonomy places the organism in Eukaryota, Metazoa, Nematoda, Chromadorea, Rhabditida, Trichostrongylidae. The record is from the annotation of a GenBank genome assembly.